AGUUCAGUGAUGGAUGUGAAGCUACCACCGCACGAGGGCGCCACGCUGUCAGUGGUUGACAUGCACACGGGCGGGGAGCCCCUCCGCAUCAUCGUGAGCGGAUACCCAGAGGUCAAAGGCCACACGUUGUUGUCCAAGCGGCGGUACGCGAGGGAGCACCUGGACCACCUUCGGCGGACGCUGAUGCUAGAGCCGCGCGGGCAUUACGACAUGUACGGCGCUUUGCUGACGCCUAGUGAACUUCCUGACGCCGAUUUAGGCGUCCUGUUCAUGCACAAUGAAGGCUACAGCACCAUGUGUGGCCACGCCGUUGUAGCACUGGGACGCUUCGCCGUCGAUUACGGCCUGGUGAGGGCGCCGCGUUCGCCAGAGACGCCCGUCAAUAUUCACUGCCCGUGCGGGCUGGUGCGGGCGUUCGUGGAGUACGCCGACGGGAAGACAGGGGCGGUCAGGUUCCUCAGCGUGCCGGCGUUUGUGUUCGCGACAGAUGUGACGGUGGCAGUUGAAGGCUUCGGAGACGUGGUGGUGGACAUAAGCUACGGUGGAGCGUUUUACGCCUUCGUGGAUGUGCAACGAUUCGGUUUGGACGUUAGGAAGUCCAAGACGAGAGAUCUGGUAGAUGCGGCGACCGCUGUCACCAAAGCUGUCAAAUUGCAGGUAAAGCUGCGUCACCCUGUGAGUGACGACCUGGCCUUCCUGUACGGAACCAUCCUCACCGACGGCAAAGAGCAAUUCUCCUCAGACGCUACCGCUAACGUCUGCGUGUUCGCCGAAGCCCAGGUGGACCGCAGCCCGACAGGAUCCGGCGUGACGGCGCGAGUGGCCCUCCAGUACCACAAAGGGCAGAUCCACUUGAACCAGUCCAGGACGUUCGAGAGCGGCGCCACAGGGUCAAAGUUUACCGGGAAAGCUGUGGAGGAGACCACUUGCGGAGAGUUUAAAGCGGUAGUGGUGGAGGUGGCCGGCAGAGCUUUUUACACGGGAGCGUCCUGUUUUGUGCAGGAGACGGAGGACCAGCUGAAAGACGGAUUUCUGCUCAAGUGA
Messenger RNA from Nerophis lumbriciformis (worm pipefish), 1044 nucleotides. The record is from RefSeq and is a predicted model, not a curated record. Lineage: Eukaryota; Metazoa; Chordata; Actinopteri; Syngnathiformes; Syngnathidae.